Molecule: messenger RNA, 450 nt
Organism: Prunus armeniaca (apricot)
Lineage: Eukaryota; Viridiplantae; Streptophyta; Magnoliopsida; Rosales; Rosaceae
Source: the annotation of a GenBank genome assembly
AUGCUGGAUAUGGUAGAGGCAUUCAAAUUCAGGCUUCUUCAAUUCACUCCAUAUUAUGCUCAAGCUAACGGGCAGGCAGAAUCAAGCAACAAGGUAAUCAUCAACAUUAUCAGAAAAAUGCUUGAGAAGAAUCCAAAGCAGUGGCAUGAGAAGUUGUCAGAAACUCUGUGGGCAUAUAGAACUUCAAAAGGAGAAGCAACUGACAUGACCCCCUAUGCAUUAACCUGUGGUCAUGAUGCAAUUCUGCCUAUGGAGAUAGCUGUUCAGUCCCUCAGAAUUGCUCACCAACAUGAUCUGGUAGGAGAAAACUACUCUCAAGCCAUGCUGCUAGAACUGGAAGAAUUGGAUGCAAGCAGAAUUGACACCCUCAAUAAACUCCUGGCAGGAAAGCAAGUUGUGUCAAGGGCUUAUAACAAAAAAGUCAAGAACAAGAGUUUUGAAGAGGGAUAG